Molecule: messenger RNA, 1500 nt
Organism: Micromonas commoda
Lineage: Eukaryota; Viridiplantae; Chlorophyta; Mamiellophyceae; Mamiellales; Mamiellaceae
Product: voltage-gated ion channel superfamily
Exons: 1
Coding region: 1-1500 (499 amino acids)
Biological process (GO): potassium ion transmembrane transport
Cellular component (GO): membrane
Molecular function (GO): voltage-gated potassium channel activity
Source: RefSeq, a predicted model, not a curated record
AUGCGGACGGUAUCGCGCGUCGCGCCGGCGGCGGCGGCGGCGCGCGCCCCUUCCCUGGGUGCGGGCCGAGCGCUCGGCGCGAAUCGGUCGGCUCCGGCGGUCCGCCGACAUCGCCCGGCGCGGCGGGACGCUUGGGGGGCGUCGGCACGUCGCGUCGUCGUCGCCACUCGCGCGUUCUUCUCGAGCGACGAGUCCGGCAGCCUGGACGACUACGAGUUCGACGCGGGCGUUCGCGAGGCGUACCGGACCCGACGGGCGUUCGAGCGCGCGGAGUGGCACGCGCAGGAGCCGAGGGAGAAGGCGAGGGACCUGCUCGCUCGGGUCGACGCGGCAGGAAUCUGGACAAUCGCCACGACGGCGUUCGUGAUUGGUAUCUCCGUGAGCGAGUCCCUCUUCGACGGCGGCGCGGGGGGCGCGGGCGCCGACCCCAUCGCGCUCGGCACCUUACUCCCCGCGUGGGUCCCCGACGCGGUGGCGUCGCGCGCGGGGUACAUCGACCCCGCCACGGUCGCGAGCGGCGAGGAGACGGUGCAGGCCAUCUUCCUCUUCGAGUUUGUCCUGAGGGCGUGGUCCGAGGAGUUCAGCGUCAAGUACCUUCGAUCGCCCGUCGCCCUGGUGGACUUCGCCGCGGUGUUGCCCACGUUAGUCGGCGGGUCCUUGGGCGGCAGCGGCGCCCUGCGGACGUUCAGGCUCUUCCGGCUCCUGCGUUUGCUCCGUUUGGCGGAUGACGUCAACGCGGGGCUCAAGGACCGAAGCGACGAGGACGGCGACGAUAAGAUCUUCGGCAAGGUGACCAGCGUCGCGGUGGAGUUUCUGUGCGUGUUCCUCAUCGCCGGCGAGAUCUUCUACGACCUGGAGUACGAGACGAACCCCGACAUAAGCGACGUGGGCGACGCGCUGUACUGGUCGUUCCUGACGCUGACGGGCAUCGGCCAACCCUUCGACGCCGUCACCGCGCAGGGGCGCGUCGCGACGGUCCUGUUCAUAUUAACCGCGCUCGUCGUCGUGCCGCUUCAGCUGUCGACGCUGGUGGCGGCGACGAACAAGCAGCGGGAGAAGGAGAAGAAGCAGAGGAGGGCGCGAGGAAAAGAGAGGCGCGCGCGGGUGCGUUCGAAGGUUGGCGGAGUGGCUCCGGUCAUUUCCGUGGAUAUGUCCAGAAGCUUCGACAGUAGCGGGUCGUUCGAUGACAUACCGGUGGACCCCGGCGCCGGUGUUGGCGUCGGGCUGAGCGGCGCUUCGACGUUCCUGGACCAGAGCGUGGGGUUCGGGACGAUCGACGAGAGUUACGACAGCUUUGACGAAAACUCGCCACCAAACCUGUCGGAGGAUGGGAUGCAGCGAGAGGUCGCGGACCUUCGGCGAAGGGUUCGAUCGUUUGAGACGGAGGUGGACGCGUUGAGGGCGGAGAACGCGAGGUUGAGGGCGGAGAACGCGAGGAACAGGAUGGAGCGCGCCUCGCGGGAUGUAAGUCCUAACCCCUUAGCGGACGAAAUAAGUUAA